AAUAAAUAAUGCCCAUACAAUUUUUAUUAUUAGUAAUAAAAUCCCAAAACAAAUACACACGCCUUUAACCGAUUGAGCAGAUUACAUUACAAUAAUAAAAAAAAACAAAACAAACACAGCCUACAGGACCUCGAAGAAAUCCCCAAAUCCCAAAAAAAACAACAAAACCGAAUCAUUAAUUAAAAUCCCAAAUUCGAAAUCCAACAAGAAUGGUUUCUUCUUCUGCUUCGAGCUCAUCAUCGUCAUCAUCGUCGUCGUCUUUGCUGAUCGGAGGCUUAAUCGUGCUCUGGUACGCCUCCAACAUCGGCGUUCUUCUGCUCAACAAGUUCCUCCUCUCCAACUAUGGCUUCGCCUUCCCAAUCUUCCUCACAAUGUGUCACAUGUCCGCCUGCGCUCUCCUCAGCUACAUCUCCAUCGUCUUCCUCAAAAUCACACCCUUCCAGAGCCUCAAAUCGCGCCACCAGUUCCUCCGCAUCGCCACGCUCAGCAUUGUCUUCUGCGCCUCCGUCGUCGGCGGCAACAUCUCCCUCCGAUACCUCCCCGUCUCCUUCAACCAGGCCGUCGGCGCCACCACGCCUUUCUUCACCGCUCUCUUCGCCUUCCUCGUCACUCAGAAGCGAGAAGCUUGGAUCACCUAUGGCUGCCUCGUCCCCGUCGUUGCCGGCGUUGUUAUCGCCAGUGGGGGUGAGCCGAGCUUCCAUUUAUACGGUUUUAUCAUGUGUAUAAGCGCGACUGCUGCCAGAGCUUUCAAAUCGGUGCUUCAAGGUGUCCUCCUUUCUAAUGAAGGGGAAAAAUUGAACUCGAUGAAUUUGUUGCUUUACAUGGCCCCGAUAGCCGUCUUGGUUUUGCUUCCGAUCGCACUUGUGAUGGAACCGCAAGCAAUAGACAUGGUUCUUUCGCUAGGGACCGACCAAAAGCUCAUGUGGAUUCUUCUUCUUCUUAAUUCGACGAUGGCUUACGGCGCCAACUUGUGCAAUUUCUUGGUUACGAAGCACACUAGCGCUCUCACUCUCCAGGUACUCGGCAAUGCUAAAGGCGCAGUGGCUGUGGUUAUAUCGAUUCUAAUAUUCAGAAACCCGGUGACCUUCAUCGGUAUUGCCGGCUACACAAUGACCGUAUUGGGAGUCGUCGCUUACGGUGAAUCCAAGAGGCGAUACACCUGAGCCGAACUCGAACUUAAAAUCGUAUAUUCUUUUUUUUUUUUGGAAGAAAUCGAGAUCGGAUCAAGAGAGAUCGAUUUAACACGAAAAAGGUUCGAUUUCGAUUUGACGGGAAUUUAAUUCUUGGAUAUUAAUUAAUGUAUGAAUGAUCUUUCCAUACAUCCCAUACAUCUAUUCGUAUGCAAUUGAAAGACAAGAAUGGAUUCAA
Messenger RNA from Andrographis paniculata, 1368 nucleotides. Its product is annotated as UDP-URONIC ACID TRANSPORTER 1-like. The record is from RefSeq and is a predicted model, not a curated record. Gene Ontology annotation, cellular component: Golgi apparatus. NCBI's taxonomy places the organism in Eukaryota, Viridiplantae, Streptophyta, Magnoliopsida, Lamiales, Acanthaceae. Gene Ontology annotation, molecular function: antiporter activity. The transcript is spliced from 4 exons. Bases 210 to 1163 code for a protein of 317 amino acids.